Messenger RNA from Larimichthys crocea (large yellow croaker), 1372 nucleotides. RefSeq names its product hepatic leukemia factor. Gene Ontology annotation, molecular function: RNA polymerase II cis-regulatory region sequence-specific DNA binding; DNA-binding transcription factor activity, RNA polymerase II-specific. Gene Ontology annotation, biological process: regulation of transcription by RNA polymerase II. Bases 99 to 1316 code for a protein of 405 amino acids. Gene Ontology annotation, cellular component: nucleus. Lineage: Eukaryota; Metazoa; Chordata; Actinopteri; Sciaenidae. The transcript is spliced from 4 exons. The record is from RefSeq and is a predicted model, not a curated record.
AAAACACACGAAGUCUCUUUUUUCCCACGCGACUUGAACGCGGCCUCGAGGGGGGGCGUUCCCGCCUCCUUUGACGUCACCGGGGUCCGUCUCCGCACAUGGAUGGAGGCGUGGAGCACCUCCCUCCUCCUCCUCCUCCUCCUCCUCCUGCUGCUGCUUCUCCUCCUUCAGCUAUUUGCCAGCCAGCCUCGUCGACAUCCAGCCUCGCUCACCGACCUGCUGCUGCGCGGAGUCCCGUCUUCUCGCUCCGAGCUCCGGCGUUUUUCCUCCAGCCUCCGCCCCCCCCCCACCCACCGGUCCUCUCUGGCUCUCUCUCCCCGGUCUGCGAGCGCUCUCACCGGGCAGCGGGUCAAAGUCCGUCAGCGUUCUCCAACUUGCCCUUCAAGACACAUAACAUGGAGAAAAUGGCCAGACCUCUUCCUAUAAAUCCAACUUUCCUGCCGCCGACUCACGGCGUGCUGAAGUCCCUGCUGGAAAACCCGCUGAAGCUGCCUUUCCACCACGACGAAGGAUUUGGGAAAGACAAGGAGAAAGGGAAGAAGCUCGACGAUGAGGGCGCCGCCGCCAACCACCCGCAGUCGGCCUUCCUCGGGCCGACCCUGUGGGACAAAACCCUGCCCUACGACGGGGACAACUUCCAGCUGGAGUACAUGGACCUGGAGGAGUUCCUGUCGGAGAACGGCAUCCCCGCCAACACAGCCCAGAGCGACCGGGCGGUGCAGCAGCAUCAGCAUCAGCAUCAGCAGCAGGCGUCACAGCAGCAGCAGAAGGCGCCGCCGACCAGCCCGACGACACCUUCCGUGGUGGACCUCAGCAGCCGGGCCACCACCUCGGUUCACACGGGCAUGGCGCCGCAGACCUGCCUGCACAGCCCCGGCGCGGCAGCGCUGCCCUCCGCCCGGGACACCCCAAGCCCGAUCGACCCAGAGUCCAUCCAGGUGCCCCUGAGCUACGAGCCCGACCCGGCAGACCUGGCUCUGUCCAGCGUGCCCGGCCAGGAAAUGUUCGACCCCAGGAAACGCAAGUUCUCCGCCGAGGAGCUGAAGCCUCAACCCAUGAUCAAGAAGGCCCGCAAGGUGUUCAUCCCCGAAGACCUGAAGGACGAUCGGUACUGGGCCCGCCGCAGAAAGAACAACGUGGCAGCCAAGAGGUCACGGGACGCCAGGCGGCUCAAGGAGAACCAGAUCGCCAUCCGGGCCGGCUUCCUCGAGAAGGAGAACGCCGCCCUGCGCAUGGAGGUGGCAGACAUGAGGAAGGAGCUGGGCCGCUGCAAGAACAUUCUGGCUAAAUACGAGGCCCGACACGGGCCCCUGUGAGCCCUCCACCUCCUCCACCUUCACCUCCAACACCUCCCAACAACAUAAAAAAAAAA